Molecule: messenger RNA, 1857 nt
Organism: Ochotona curzoniae (black-lipped pika)
Lineage: Eukaryota; Metazoa; Chordata; Mammalia; Lagomorpha; Ochotonidae
Gene: FARSA
Product: phenylalanyl-tRNA synthetase subunit alpha
Exons: 13
Coding region: 68-1594 (508 amino acids)
Biological process (GO): phenylalanyl-tRNA aminoacylation
Cellular component (GO): cytoplasm; cytosol; phenylalanine-tRNA ligase complex
Molecular function (GO): tRNA binding; ATP binding; phenylalanine-tRNA ligase activity
Source: RefSeq, a predicted model, not a curated record
CGGAGAUUGGCACACGCCUAGCUGCUGCCGAGACUCGCGCACGCCGAGCUGCGGAGUGGGUGCAGCCAUGACGGACGGUCCCGUGGCCGAGCUGCUGCUGAGGCGGCUGGAGACGGCCGAUGGCGGCCUGGACAGCGCGGAUCUGGCCACUCAGCUGGGCGUGGAGCACCAGACUGUCGUGGGCGCCGUGAAGAGCCUGCAGGCCUUGGGCCAGGUGAUUGAGGCUGAGCUUCGCUCCACCAAGCGCUGGGAAUUGACGGCCGAGGGCGAGGAGAUUGCCCGGGAGGGCAGCCACGAGUGCCGCGUGUUACGCAGCAUCCCCUCCGAGGGGCUGGCCCAGAGCGAGCUCAUGCGCCUGCCCAGUGGCAAAGUAGGUUUCAGCAAAGCCAUGUCCAACAAGUGGAUCCGCGUGGACAAGAGCGCGGCGGAUGGGCCCCGCGUCUUCCGAGUGGUGGACACGGUGGAAGAUGAGGUGCAGCAGCGGCUGCGGCUGGUACAGAGCGGGCAGGUGGAGAAGCUGGGCGAGAAGGAGAGGAGCGAGCUCAGGAAGAGGAAGCUGCUGACCGAACUAACCUUGAAGACCUACUGGGUGAGCAAAGGCAGCGCCUUCAGCACCAGCGUCUCCAAGCAGGAGACAGAGCUGAGCCCCGAGAUGAUCUCGAGCGGCUCCUGGCGGGACCUGUCCUUCAAACCCUACAACUUCUCGGCCCGUGGCAUCCUGCCCGAGAGCGGCCACCUGCACCCGCUGCUCAAAGUCCGCUCCCAGUUCCGCCAGAUCUUCCUGGAAAUGGGGUUCACCGAGAUGCCCACCGACAACUUCAUCGAGAGCUCCUUCUGGAACUUCGACGCCCUUUUCCAGCCCCAGCAGCACCCGGCACGGGAUCAGCAUGACACCUUCUUCCUGCGAGAUCCAGCAGAGACCCUUCAGCUCCCCACGGACUAUGUGCAGCGGGUCAAGCGGACUCACUCACAGGGCGGCUAUGGCUCACAGGGGUACAAGUACAACUGGAAGCUAGAAGAGGCCCGCAAGAACUUGCUGCGGACGCACACGACGGCGGCCAGUGCCCGCGCCCUCUACCGACUGGCACAGAAGAAACCCUUCACGCCAGUCAAGUACUUCUCCAUUGACCGUGUGUUCCGAAAUGAGACCCUGGACGCCACGCACCUGGCUGAGUUCCACCAGAUCGAGGGUGUGGUAGCUGACCACGGGCUCCACCUGGGCCACCUCAUGGGCAUCCUGCGGGAGUUCUUCACCAAGCUGGGGAUCACCCAGCUGCGUUUCAAGCCGGCCUACAACCCUUACACGGAGCCCAGCAUGGAGGUGUUCAGCUACCACCAAGGCCUGAAGAAGUGGGUGGAAGUCGGGAACUCUGGAAUCUUCCGCCCAGAGAUGCUGCUGCCCAUGGGGCUCCCUGAGAACGUGUCGGUCAUCGCCUGGGGCCUCUCUCUGGAACGCCCUACCAUGAUCAAGUACGGCAUCAACAACAUCCGGGAGCUGGUGGGCCACAAGGUGAACCUGCAGAUGGUGUACGACAGUCCCCUGUGCCGCCUGGAGGCCGAGUCGGCGCCCCCGAGGACGCAGGAGGCCACGUGACAGCCUGCCCUGGCUGCGUCCCUGCCACGGUCACCCCUGCCCCGGUCCCGGCCCCCGUCCCCAGUCCCGGGAGCUGUCACUCCAGGCUGCUUGUAUUUAUAAGGCCUCUGUGAGGCCAGCCCUUCCAGCUCUGCCCCCCUGCCCCACUCCUCCUUAUCUCCUCCACCCCCGGGCUGGGGUACAGGAGGGGGUAGGAGCAGGGGUCUCCUCCCCGUCCGGUGGCCGCUUUCUCUCAGCCCCACCAGGCAGCCACUGCCUGCAAU